Molecule: messenger RNA, 1337 nt
Organism: Polyodon spathula (Mississippi paddlefish)
Lineage: Eukaryota; Metazoa; Chordata; Actinopteri; Acipenseriformes; Polyodontidae
Product: histone H3-like
Exons: 2
Coding region: 343-999 (218 amino acids)
Cellular component (GO): nucleosome
Molecular function (GO): DNA binding; structural constituent of chromatin; protein heterodimerization activity
Source: RefSeq, a predicted model, not a curated record
UAAGUAUUUCUUGUUUAUUGUUGAGUGUUUUUCAGUUACAAUUUUAAAUACAGUCUGCUUGUUUCGAUGUAUUUUUUUAAUACUGGGGAUCAGCAAUAUGUUCCAGGAUUAUUAAAAAGGCGCCAAACAAUUCAGAAACAAUGAGUCCUUCAAAGAAUGGGCGCAAAAUUAAAAUGAACCAAUCAAUCAUUGAGAAUCUGCACUAGACCCAAUGAGGAACAUAAACCCGCCCUAAGUGUCUCAUAGCCUAUCAGGGCAGCUCAGUUCCUCUAUAUAGUCUCUGGUAGCGGCUGCUUUAUAUCAUAUUGUAUAUUGUUAUAUACUGUGUGGAAGAGCUUGAAGAUGGCAAGAACGAAGCAGACAGCUCGUAAAUCCACCGGUGGAAAGGCGCCUAGGAAGCAGCUCGCUACCAAAGCUGCCCGAAAGAGCGCUCCCGCUACCGGCGGCGUGAAGAAGCCUCACCGUUACAGGCCCGGCACUGUGGCGCUGAGAGAGAUCCGCCGCUAUCAGAAAUCCACCGAGCUGCUGAUCCGCAAACUGCCCUUCCAGCGACUGGUCAGAGAAAUCGCUCAGGAUUUCAAGACUGACCUGCGCUUCCAGAGCUCCGCUGUCAUGGCGCUGCAAGAGGCUAGCGAGGCUUACCUGGUCGGGCUCUUUGAGGACACCAAUUAUUGUAUUGUUGUAAAGAUGUCUGGUCGUGGUAAGGGAGGUAAAGGACUCGGGAAAGGAGGCGCUAAGCGUCAUCGCAAAGUGCUCCGUGAUAAUAUCCAAGGCAUUACUAAGCCUGCUAUCCGCCGCCUGGCUCGCCGCGGAGGAGUGAAGCGAAUCUCCGGGCUGAUCUAUGAAGAGACCCGCGGGGUGCUGAAGGUGUUCCUGGAGAAUGUGAUCCGGGAUGCCGUCACCUACACUGAGCACGCCAAGAGAAAGACCGUCACCGCUAUGGAUGUGGUGUACGCUCUGAAGCGCCAGGGGCGCACUCUCUACGGGUUCGGGGGCUAGAGAUUUGGACGCGAAACACGAACACAAAGGCUCUUUUAAGAGCCGCCCACCAUUUCAUUUGAGGAGCUUUGAAUUCUAAAUCAAACUACACUUAAAGCAGCGAAAUGUUUAAAAUGGAAGAAACACAUGUUUAUGAAGAAUGUUUUACGUUGUUGAUUAAUAGGCUUUUGGUUUCAAUGUAUUUGUUUAACUCGGUAACCGGUGUUAGAUUUCUGUAGCCCCUAAACACAGAUCUGAAUCUUUUAAUAAACGUUUAAGCUUGUAAGUGAAUCUGUUGAAUGGAAUAAAAUGAAAAGUAACCCUUAGUGUUAACAAUGAUUAAAUACGAGCUCAGUUAA